This is a messenger RNA of Vanessa atalanta (red admiral), 1965 nucleotides long. RefSeq names its product retinoid-inducible serine carboxypeptidase-like. NCBI's taxonomy places the organism in Eukaryota, Metazoa, Arthropoda, Insecta, Lepidoptera, Nymphalidae. Gene Ontology annotation, molecular function: serine-type carboxypeptidase activity. The transcript has 9 exons. Bases 246 to 1541 code for a protein of 431 amino acids. Gene Ontology annotation, biological process: proteolysis. The record is from RefSeq and is a predicted model, not a curated record.
CGUAGGUACUUAUCCUGUAAUAGGUAGCGCGUGACAAACAUUAGUUUAAUGAGCUUCUGGAUAUAUGGACAUAUUUUUUGUUCGUUUAUCUAAUUUACACAUUUAAUUAAAUAUGUGAUGACAUCAGCGUAUGGUGUUUUACUAGACGUGCGGUUAAAUGAUUUGGAGCGACUCCAAAGCACACAUGUGAAUUCGGUUAUUGUGCCAUUAGACAUUAGUGCGAAGUGAAUUUAAUCUUAUUUAAAAUGAAUUUAUUUUCUAUUUAUUUUUUCACGUUGUUGUUUUCUUUGAAACAAAUGAAAUGUGAAGGACAAAAUCCGUACUUAGAAGCUCUCCGAAAUAAAUCUUGGAAAAGUAUUCAUAAAUAUGUUGAAGUUCGUCCUGGUGCGCAUCUUUUUUAUUGGUUUUAUUACGCCGAUGGUAGCAUAGUUGAGGCUUACCAAAAACCACUUAUUAUAUGGAUUCAGGGCGGACCAGGGCUUGCGGCUACUGGAAUAGCUAAUUUCGCUGAAAUUGGACCGCUAACUAUGGAUAUGAGGCCUCGAAACCAUACAUGGGUAAAUGGAAGAAACUUAUUGCUAAUAGAUCAUCCAGUCGGUACUGGGUUUAGUUAUGCGUUGAAUAAAUCGUUACUUGUAAAAACAGAUAAGGAUGCCGCGAAAGAUCUCUUACGAGUUAUAAAAGAUUUUUUUAAAAAACAUAAAGAGUUUCGCAAGACACCGACGUAUCUAUUUGGUCAGAGUUAUGGAGGUAAAUUAUGUCCAAGAUUGGGUUAUUAUUUACAGACGGCAAUAAAAAAUAAACGUUUGAAAAUGAACUUUAAAGGCAUUGGAAUUGGAAGUGGAUGGGUCGACCCAAAACAUAGUUCCUUAGUACAACCAGAGUUUUUAUAUAAUAUGGGCGUUAUCGAUCUUCACACAUAUGCAAAAACAAUGAAAAUUGCGAAAAAAAUGAGUUACUUAAUAGAGAAACGAGAAUACAUUACCGCUGGAAAACUGGAUGCCCUGAUGUUUAACAUUUUGAAUGUUGAAGCUGGGAUGGAGAUUAACUUCAAUAACAUCAACCAACCGAGCCCGUACAGAGCGUUAGACGAGUUGGUAACGAAAGUUAACAAAUAUGUAAAACCAACGUUGUUGGAAGUUAAUCAGACUUUCGACUGGAAUUAUAUUUCGGAUGAUGUUUUCCAAAGUUUGAAUGAUAGUUUCUUGGUUCCGUCUACUAAAUUUUUAGAAACACUCCUGAAUCAUACAAGUCUCAAAAUCGCUGUAUAUAAUGGAAAUUUGGACGUUGUUACUCCACUCGCUGGUGCUACAAAUUGGGUGCACGCGCUUAGGUGGCACGGCGCUCAAGAAUUCAUGAAUGCUAAACGUGUACCUAUUCGAGGAAAUAGAAAUGGGUUUUUCAAAGUCGCAAAACAGCUCAGUUUUUGGGCAGUUUUCGGCUCAGGACAUUGGGUCCCAGAAGACAAUCCUGAGGCAAUGGAGCAUAUUUUGCAGUAUAUGAUGGACGAUGACAAUUUGAAUCUCAACUUGCAUUGGUAGUUAUUUGUUUUGUAAGACUGAUUAAUGUUUUUAUAGCAAUAAAUAUUUUUACAUAAGAUACAGUUACAUAUAGGGAUUAAGUAAAACUACAAGUAUAUGUUCAAGACAAGUAUAAUUCUUUACAUAAUAGUUGAUAUACAAAAGAAAAAAUAUUUAUUUACAUUAAUAAUAAUUGAAUAACAAAUUACAAAAUCAUCGUUUUGAAGCACCAAUAUAUUUCUUUAUCGAAAAAAUCAUGUGGAUUUUGCUAUUAAAUUGUAUGGUCCAAAGUUUAAUCUUAAAUUGUUUAUAAAUUAUAUUAUACAGUCAUAAAUUAUAAUAUAGAUCGUCCCGAAGAGCGCCUUAACGAAUGUUAUAGAUUCGAAAUUCGAUUGCAAUCAAUCUAUAAGAUAAGAGUAUUUAAUGUUUUUUUAUUUUAUAAAAU